Molecule: messenger RNA, 1312 nt
Organism: Fimicolochytrium jonesii
Lineage: Eukaryota; Fungi; Chytridiomycota; Chytridiomycetes; Spizellomycetales; Powellomycetaceae
Exons: 1
Coding region: 141-1016 (291 amino acids)
Source: RefSeq, a predicted model, not a curated record
CCCCACAGCAUGCCGCGACUUGACUUUCAGGGGAGAACUGCUGAACUGCUAGAUGCGUUACGCAGGCCUCGAUCGGGUCAUCUCAUCAGAGUCUCAAGAGCCACUUGGCGGACGCGCAAGCAGGACGGAACUGCCAAGGAAUGGAGGCGAUCCUCCUUGCCCACCCGGUACUCGCGCGUGUGACGGCGCUUCUAGACGGUCGCUCGCUCUGCCGUCUCGCAGCCACUUCCUCUGCUCUUCGAUCAAAGCUUUUUGCCUCCUGCCCACUCCUUCCUCUUCUCUGCAAAGCCGCCGCUGCUCUGUGGUUCGAGCUAGCCGCAUUGGACACCCGCGCCCAGUAUGACACCGCCUGUCACGCAGCAACCGCCACUAUUCGUGCUGGUUUGAUCGCUUGCACGCCCCCGUGUCCGUUGCCCGAAGGGUGGAUUCCUCUUUACCUGAACGAUGCUAGUAUACAAUAUGACAGAAGCCGCCAAAGAGUUCACCAGAGCGCGGUGGCGAUACCCCUGUUCACCGCGAACGGCCACCAGACUGUUAUUCUUGGCUGUCGCCUCAACGAUCACAUGCGAGGCCGUUAUGGAACCGGGGCCAUUUCGUUGACGAUAGGGUUCUUUAUAACUGAUGCCUCAUCUCCUCUCGUUCCGCUGGAAAGACUGCCCGAAGAGCAGCGCGGUUUCGUCCGUGCAUAUCGUGGGCGGCCGCCGGUUGUUGCAUACAGCCUAUGGCAGCCUGUCGAGGAUGAAGACGGGGUCGGUGGGGAUGACGAAAUCUGCUUGACUAGCUGUGUCGAGAACAUAGCAUUGAAUAUUAGCGUGCCUGAAAAGGAGAUCUGGGACUGGUUCCGUACCGCUUUUCCGGAAGUGCGAGAACAUAUCCAUGCUUCCGCUGCAACAGUGCAAACGCAAUCCGAAGAUGUCAAUAUUUUCAUCCGCAAGCUCCCUUCGAUAAAACGCUUUCCGAUCGCGACGCAUACAUGGAGAAGGAGAUGUACGAGUUGGUUCGCAGCACUUUCAUAGACCUUCCUACGGCUACAAGGGAACACCUUAUAUCACUACUCUGCGCUUCGCCCAGGAAUCGCAUGACAAAGACAAUUUGGUCUACGCUUUCCGGUUUGGUACAACAGCUCUGGGCUGCAUCAUUCUUUGAUUUCCCGCUACUGGAGCGUGUGUACUGCAAGUUGUCCUGCGAUUUGAAACCCCAUCUCGAACUGGAGCCCUUGUUAGGCGGGAUCCCUCUCGUCUUUGAGCCGACGCUGGGCGAUAUAGCUGAAUGGGCGCAGUUUAACGUUGUCCCCGUCGCGGCCGCUCCUCAA